AUGUUUGGUUGGCGACAUGGGAAGACAUCACAAAUAUCCAAUGCCAUCUCAAUAGUGGAACUCUUGGUGCAUAUGGAUUGUGAAGGAUGCGAAAAGAGGAUACGCCGAGCAAUUUCAAAAAUAGAUGGUGUGGAUAGUUUGGAUAUCGACAUGGAUAAGCAGAAGGUAACGGUGACUGGAUAUGUGGAUCAAAGGAAGGUGUUGAAGGUGGUGAGACGAACAGGAAGAAAGGCUGAGUUUUGGCCAUUUCCAUACGACUCAGAAUACUAUCCCUACGCAGCUCAAUACUUAGACGAGUCUACCUACUCGUCUUCGUAUAACUACUACAUGCACGGCUAUAACGAAACCGUGCAUGGCUACUUCCCUGAUCCUUUGUAUUCCACUGUUUCUGAUCAAACCGUUCACCUCUUUAGUGAUGACAAUGUCCAUGCUUACUGCACCCUUAUGUGA
Molecule: messenger RNA, 450 nt
Organism: Fragaria vesca subsp. vesca
Lineage: Eukaryota; Viridiplantae; Streptophyta; Magnoliopsida; Rosales; Rosaceae
Product: heavy metal-associated isoprenylated plant protein 26-like
Exons: 3
Coding region: 1-450 (149 amino acids)
Molecular function (GO): metal ion binding
Source: RefSeq, a predicted model, not a curated record